Messenger RNA from Cladophialophora yegresii CBS 114405, 1830 nucleotides. RefSeq lists its product as uncharacterized. Bases 1 to 1830 code for a protein of 609 amino acids. The record is from RefSeq and is a predicted model, not a curated record. Gene Ontology annotation, cellular component: nucleolus; 90S preribosome. Gene Ontology annotation, biological process: endonucleolytic cleavage in ITS1 to separate SSU-rRNA from 5.8S rRNA and LSU-rRNA from tricistronic rRNA transcript (SSU-rRNA, 5.8S rRNA, LSU-rRNA). Lineage: Eukaryota; Fungi; Ascomycota; Eurotiomycetes; Chaetothyriales; Herpotrichiellaceae. The transcript has 2 exons.
AUGGCUCGCGAGUUGAUGAGUGGCGACUCGUCCGAUAGCGAGGACGGAGGUGCAGAGAUCCCAUCCAAGCCGGUGAUCAAGGUCAAUGAGGAAUACGCCCGCCGCUUUGAGCAUAACAAAAAGAGGGAGGAACUGGCGAGAUUAGAAGAGAAACUUGGCAAAUCCUCGAACACUCGAAAGCGCAAGCGGGACGAAGCCGACGGCGCGGGUGGCGACGAAUCUGGCUCUGAUGAAUCAACGAGCGAGACCGAAGAUGAAGGGGAAUUCGCUACCGAGGCGCUCGACAGCGAGAUCAUGGCUACUAUCAACGCCAUUCGUUCGAAAGACCCCCGAGUUUACGAUGCGUCUGUCACCUUUUAUUCUCAUGGCGAUAAUGAGCGAGAGACGAAUACUAAGACUAAGAAGGAGAAACCAAUGAAUUUGCAAGACUACCAUCGACAGAAUUUGCUUAAUGGGGGCACUGUCGAGGCCGAAGAAGACGCUGCUCCCUUGUCAUACAAUCAAGAGCAGGAGCAGUUGAAGAAAUCAAUCAUUGGCGAAAUUCAUGCAGCUGCGGCCCACUCCGAUGGCGAAGAUGAAGAGGAUGGCUCCGGCGAUAACAAGUUCUUGGUUGCGAAACAUAAGGAGAAGCCAUCUACGAAGCAGCAGCCUGUUUUGGACAUUGAAAGCGCGGCCAAAGACCCCGAGACAUUCCUGUCGAACUUCAUGGCCUCCAGGGCCUGGGCAACUUCGGAUGCUGCUACCCUCCACCCCUUCGAAUCAGAUGAUGACGACGAGGAGCGUCGAGCAGAAGAGUUUGAAGAAGCAUACAAUCUCAGGUUCGAAGAUCCCGAGAAAUCAAAUGAGAAGCUGCGCUCGCACGCAAGAGACUUGGCCGCGAAAUAUUCGGUGCGAAGAACCGAGGCGAAUCCGAGACAGAAGAAGAGAGAGGCCGAAAAGGCAAACAAAGAAGCCGAAAAGCAGCUGCGAAAAGAAGAGAAAGCUCGCCUGCGUAAGUUGAAGAUUGAAGAGCUCGAGGAGAAGGUGCGGAGAAUCAAGCGAGCCGCUGGUAUUCGAGCCAAGGAUAUCCGGCCUGAAGACUGGUCGCACUUCGUCGACGGUGACUGGGACGGCAAGAUGUGGGAAGAAGAAAUGCAGACGCGCUUUGGUGAUGAAUAUUAUGCAGAGCAAGAUGCUGCCAGCGAGAGCGAUGCCGAAGGGAAGAAGCAGAAGCCUCGCAAGCCCAAGUUUGAGGACGACAUCGACAUAAAAGAUAUUGUUCCCGACUUCGAAGAGGACGAAAAAGCGGAGUUCAGCUUGACAGAUGAAGAAAAGCCGGCAAAGAAGCGGAGGAAGAACAAAAUAGAGGACAAGGACGACAAGAAGGACGCAAGGAGAGAGCGGAGGAUCAUCGAACAACUGGUCGAUGACCAACUCCAGAUGGAACUCGAUGCGUCCGUGUCAAACCACAAGAACGCAGCUGGGUUCAGAUACCGAGAGACAUCACCAAAGAGCUUUGGUCUGACUGCCAGAGACAUCUUGUUGGCCGAGGACAAAGCCUUGAAUGAGUUCGCCGGGCUGAAGAAACUGGCAUCUUUUCGCGAUCCAGAGAAGAAACGCAAAGAUGCAAAGAACUUGGGGAAGAAAGCGAGACUAAGAAAAUGGCGCCUUGACACGUUUGGUAAUGAGGAAGGUCUCAAUGCGAGCAAUUUGAUCCCUCCGCUGCUGGACGUCCAGGAGGAGCUCGACGAGGACGAGGCUGGAGUUGACAUAAAAACGGAAGGAAAGAAGAAAAAGAAGAGAAGAAAGAGCAAGAAGGCGAAGGUUGAAGUCGACGCUGUGGCUGGAUGA